Molecule: messenger RNA, 1185 nt
Organism: Didymodactylos carnosus
Lineage: Eukaryota; Metazoa; Rotifera; Eurotatoria; Philodinida; Philodinidae
Source: the annotation of a GenBank genome assembly
AUGUACGGUCGUCACCUGUUUAUAUGUAUUCUACCAUUUCUGUUUUUAUUUUAUUCAUGCUAUUGUGAUGAAACAUUGGAUCUCAAUACAUAUAUAAUCGAUUUAGACGCUUCUCCAUUGUCCCGUUGGACAAAUGUUAUCGAAGAAUUUCGUUUACCAUUGAAUAUAUUCGUUGAAAAUAUUCGCUCAGCUGUCCCAUCACCCUUUUUUUAUGUAUCGGAAGCAAUUGCAUUACGUCUUGAUCAUUAUAUUCCUCAACCAUAUCACGAUGAAAUUCACUCAAUAUCAUCAGCUGCAAAUAUUCGAUUAAGUGAUGUUAUUUUAUUAAAUUUAAUUUAUGAAUUACGAGCACACUGUACGAGUAUUCUAGCUGUAAGCACAAAUGGAACAUUUAUUCAUGGUAGAAAUUUAGAUUAUGAUUUAAAUACAGAUUUAUUACGUUUAUUAACAUUUCAAGCUAAAUUUAUAAAAACAACAAAUAAAAGUCAAGUUGUUUAUUAUUCAAUUCAUUUUGCUGGUAGUGUUGGAUUAUUUACGGCUAAUCGACCUAAUUUCUAUAGUUUAUCGAUAAAUCAACGUCAAACAAACAAUGGUGAAUGGUGGAUGAAUGCGUUAAUGGCCAUAUUGCAUUUGAAUACAAUGCCUUUAUUUAUAUUUACAAGAAUUCUAUUUGAAAAUUAUCAUUCGUAUGAAGAUAUAAAAUACGAACUAAAAACAAAGCAUUUAAUUGCACCCGUUUAUUUUAUUUUGACUAAUGGAGAAAAUGAAGGUCUGGUUAUUACUCGAAAUCGUUUGAAUUCAGCUAAUACAAUUGUAUUAAAUUCAUCAAAUCCAUUAUGGUAUUUAGUUCAAACAAAUUAUGAUCAUUGGUUAGAGGAUCCGUUGAAUGAUUCUCGACGUACAACAGCUGAAAAUGUUCUUGGCGUAAUGUACAAUCAAUCUCAAUUACUUGAUAAUACAAUUUAUGAUGUUCUCUCUGUGAUACCAGUAUUAAAUAAGUAUACUGUCUACACUUCUAUCAUGUCACCUACAAAUAAUUUAACGAUACCAAUUUAUGCAAAAAUUAGAACACUUGAUCAUAAAUCAAAAUACUUAUUAACAUUACGACAAAAAUUUCAACGAUCCAAAACAUCAUUUAUAGAGAAAGUAGUGAAAUUUAUAACAUUUGCAUUUUUGCUUGUUUGA